Messenger RNA from Sphaerulina musiva SO2202, 1814 nucleotides. RefSeq names its product serine/threonine protein kinase. Gene Ontology annotation, biological process: protein phosphorylation; mitotic G2 DNA damage checkpoint signaling. NCBI's taxonomy places the organism in Eukaryota, Fungi, Ascomycota, Dothideomycetes, Mycosphaerellales, Mycosphaerellaceae. The transcript is spliced from 2 exons. The coding region runs from base 1 to 1743 and encodes 580 amino acids. Gene Ontology annotation, molecular function: ATP binding; protein kinase activity. The record is from RefSeq and is a predicted model, not a curated record. Gene Ontology annotation, cellular component: cytoplasm; site of double-strand break; nucleus.
AUGGGUGGCCCUCCAGGAUCUCAGGCAGCGCCCCUACCCGCGAACCUCCCCUUCCGCAUCGUAUCGAAAACCAUAGGCUCCGGCGCAUAUGCCUCGAUCCGUAAAGCCAUUCCACCAAACUCUUCCGGCCCCGUCAUCGCCGUCAAAUUCAUCAACAAAGACCACGCCUUCCGCGCCGGCCGUCUCCGUCCCAAACAACUCCUCAUUGAGAUUUCCGUCCACGCCCACGUCUCCUCUCAUCCACACAUCAUCAAAUACAUCGCCCAUGGCGAAGACCCCGCGUGGGUCUGGCUCGCCCUCGAAUUAGCCGAUGGAGGCGACCUGUUUGACAAGAUCGAAGCGGAUUCCGGUGUAGGCGAGGAUGUUGCGCAUUUCUACUUUACGCAACUGAUCUCGGCGAUUGCAUGGUGUCAUGGAAAAGGUGUGGCGCAUCGGGACAUCAAACCCGAGAACGUGCUGCUUUCUGGCGAUGGGGAUUUGAAGUUGGCGGAUUUUGGGCUGGCGACGCAGUUUUUGGACUUGAAGAGCGGGGAGAGGAAGACCUGUGGUAUGGUCUGCGGGAGUCCUCCGUAUAUUGCUCCGGAGAUCAUUGAGGUGGGCAAGGUGAAUCAGAAGAGGAAGAGUAGAAACGAUGAUAAGCUGGGCUAUGAUCCUGCCGUUGCGGAUGUUUGGAGUUGCGCGAUUGUGCUCUUUGUGCUGCUGGUGGGCAACACGCCUUGGGAUAGCCCGGUCAUGGAGGAGAGUUAUGAGUAUCAUGAAUAUGUCACGACAAAAGGCCGGAGUACGGACGAGUUGUGGGAGGGCGUUCCGGCUGAAGCGUUAUCGCUUGUGAGAGGAAUGUUGAGUGUGGAACCCGAGGGCCGCUUUACGAUGGAGUCUGUGAGAAGACACCCUUGGUUCACGAGGAGUAACCCGCAUUUGAACUCGAAGGGGAGGGUUAAGGAUCCGAUCUCACUAGCCACGCAGAUGAUGGAGUCACUGAAGGUGGAUUUCUCGGCUGGGGUGCAGAGUAGUCAGCGACGAAGAGCGCCUGUGGCUAGCAGUCAGGGGGCAAAUAUGGAUACCGACAGACACAAACCAAACUGGGCACAACUUGCAUCGACACAACCCGAAACACCUAUUUCAGACACUUCAGCUUUCGAUUGGGAAACUCCGCCACGGCUCGGAGCUGGAAAUGGUAUACCCGCUUCUCAACCACAAACGAACGACGAUAGAAUAGCUGCAGUGGCAGCUCAUACUUCAAUUGCAGCACGGAAAGGCGAGCCCACGCCCACCAACCUCCACGCUCUCUUUUCCGAGGACCCAUCGAUGAGCCAGUUCUCAGCUACGCCUACUGUUCCUCUCACGCUCACGCAGGUCGCGCGCAAGUUCAAUCACAUUGUUCCCUCCCACUCGCUCACGCGCUUUAGCUCACUUCUGCCCUUCAGCCAGCUGCUGCCUAUGCUCCUUAGCGCGCUACACAGGCUCAACAUUCCCGUUGCAACACCUGCAGCUUCGGCAUUGGAGGGCAAGGAAGAUGUUGUCAGCAUCUGGGUCAAGACUUUGGAUGCGAACAAAUUGCCUAUACAAGGGCAAGUCGUGGUAGAGAGAAUCAGGGUUGGAGGCACGGAGUUAGGAGUGGUUGAGUGGGAAUUUUUGGAGACACGAUUUUUGAAGCUGAAAGGCGAUCCUCUGGGUUGGCGAAGGUUGUUCAAGCAGGUUGCUGUACUCUGUAAGGAUGGCGUCUUCGGUGCUGGGCAGUAGUGAGACGGUCAACACCGAAUGGAUCACGGUACAGGACUGGAUACGAGGCUUUGGACAGAAAUGGUUACGAC